Messenger RNA from Erythranthe guttata (spotted monkey flower), 849 nucleotides. RefSeq lists its product as uncharacterized. NCBI's taxonomy places the organism in Eukaryota, Viridiplantae, Streptophyta, Magnoliopsida, Lamiales, Phrymaceae. The record is from RefSeq and is a predicted model, not a curated record.
CGUAAUUGCACCUUUUAGACACUACGACGUCGUUGAAGCCCCCUCUCUCUCUCUACUUGAGAGGUGGUGGAUUGGCUGUAAUUUUGUUUUUGGCUGAUGAGAUUAAGAUUUGGUGGGGGAAGGUGAAGAAAUCAGUGAAACUGUAAUUGAAGAUGUCUGGAAACGAGGAUGUGAAACAACUGAAAGAUUGCUCUGUAUCAAAUGCAUUGGGCACAUGGGUAUUUUCGGUGGCUGGUGCUUUGAUAGCAAUACCGGUUGGUAUUAAACGGAAAUCUCUUGCACCACUUGUCUUCUUUGGGACAACUGGCACAAUGCUCGAUAUUAUCAUGGGAGUUACUGCCUGUGAAAGGGAACACGCCGAACGCCAAAUGCAGCUUUUGGAAGCUCAAAAUUCUGCUUCUUCGGCUGCAGCCAACGACGGUGACGAGUAUUGACGAAGUUAAAUUAUAUGCAAUUUAAUUAAUUCUCCUCAAAUUAGUUUGUCUUAAUUUGUUGUAAAAGACCAAUGGCCGGGGAUUAUAAGCUGUAGAUUGAGAUUUUUACAUGUUGAUUUUCCAUUCUGAAUUUCAAUAAAGUGUAAUUACGAAAAAACCCCUUAUUUUUGAUAAAUUACAUCCAACCCCAUGCAGUUUAUAAAUUUCUUACAUCCACCCCCUACAAAAGGGUGUUAAUGUAAGAAACCUACAAAUUGCAAGGGGUGGAUGUAAUUAUGAAGACAUGAGGGGUUUUUCGUAAAUAGACCUUACCUCUGAUGGAUUGUAAUUUACCCCUUCUUUUUUUGGUCCUUAUUUUUUUCAUGACUGAAAGUUGUGUUUAAAAUAUUUUUUGCAUACAUCAGAUUCACAUGAA